GCCAUAAAAGCGUGCCACGCCUCUGCUGAUUGGGCGUGACGAAGGAUUUGUCAAGAUCCGCGCGUGGCAAUCGACCCGAAAGCUCACUUUGCAUUUUGCAGGCUUUCCCCCAAGCACCUCCUCCUCACCCAUCAUGGCUGUCACCAUCGGUAUCAACGGCUUUGGCCGCAUCGGUCGCCUCGUCUGCCGCGCCGCCUUUGCCAACCCCAACGCGACGGUCGUCGCCAUCAACGACCCGUUCAUGGACCUCGAGUACAUGGCCUACCUCUUCAAGUACGACUCGACGCACGGCGGCUACAAGGGCACGGUCGUCGUCGAGGGCAACAACCUCGACUUUGUCUCGGACAAGCGCUCGUCCAUCUUUGACGCCAACGCGUGCAUCGCGCUCAACGACAACUUUGUCAAGCUCGUGUCGUGGUACGACAACGAGUGGGGCUACUCGAACCGCCUCGUCGACCUCGUCUUGCACAUGGCCACCGUCGACAACUAA
Molecule: messenger RNA, 490 nt
Organism: Saprolegnia diclina VS20
Lineage: Eukaryota; Oomycota; Saprolegniomycetes; Saprolegniales; Saprolegniaceae
Product: glyceraldehyde 3-phosphate dehydrogenase domain-containing protein
Exons: 2
Coding region: 134-490 (118 amino acids)
Molecular function (GO): oxidoreductase activity, acting on the aldehyde or oxo group of donors, NAD or NADP as acceptor; NAD binding
Source: RefSeq, a predicted model, not a curated record